AUGACUAAGAGGACGAAAAAGGCUGGUAUUGUUGGGAAGUAUGGUACCCGUUAUGGGGCUAGUCUGCGAAAGCAGAUUAAGAAGAUGGAGGUUAGUCAGCAUAGCAAGUACUUCUGUGAAUUUUGCGGAAAGUAUGCGGUGAAGAGAAAGGCAGUGGGUAUUUGGGGCUGCAAGGAUUGUGGCAAAGUCAAAGCAGGCGGAGCUUAUACAUUGAACACUGCUAGUGCUGUGACAGUUAGGAGCACCAUUCGGAGGCUGAGGGAGCAAACUGAGAGUUGA
This is a messenger RNA of Ilex paraguariensis (yerba mate), 279 nucleotides long. The record is from the annotation of a GenBank genome assembly. Lineage: Eukaryota; Viridiplantae; Streptophyta; Magnoliopsida; Aquifoliales; Aquifoliaceae.